GCCUCCUCAAGCUGAACUUGAUCAAAACCGCGGUAAAGGAAAAGUAAAGGUGAACCAAAAUGAAAAAAUAUUACGAAUUAAUCCAAAAAAACAACGAGUUUUGGAAAUGCAAAAAGGUGCGGGUCCAAGCAAUUUAAAAAGUAAAAGUAAACAAAUUCAACGUCCACCACAACCAGAUCAAUUGGGAAGUCUUAUUCAACAACUUGAUAAUUCAAUUAAGCAACAUCUACCAAAUGCUGGUUAUUUAUCAAAUUAUCAGUCUCCAUUUCAACAAUAUAAUCCUUUGCUUAAUUUGAACCAAAUUACAUUGCCACCAACGCUAUAUGAAUUACAACAACAAAAACUACUACAACAACAACUUCAACAACAACAACUACAACAACUUCAACAACAACAACAACAACAACAACAACGACAACAACAACAACAACUUCAACAACAACAACUACACCAACAACAACUACAACAACAACUACUACAACAACAACAACAACAACUACAACAACAACAACUUCAACAACAACAACUACAACAACAACAACUUCAACAACAACAACAACAGCAAAGACCCAUUGGAAAUAUACAAAUAAUCGGACAUCAACCAAUUAAUGCACAAGUACAUUCAUUAAAUACUGCAGAAAGUUCAAGCAUUCGUCCACGUAUAAAUCAUAAUCCAACAAUUCCAUUGACUUCUGCUUUGAAUACCGCCAACUUGAAUCCUUUACCUCAACUACCUUCUAAUCAACGAUUUCAAUAUUCAAUUUACAAUCCUGUCUUGGCUGAAAAUAAGCGUAACUUUCUGAAUAAUCUUGUCUCUGGACUAAAUAUACCUCCACCAACUAUUCAACAACGUCCACAGCAACCACCUCGUCGACCUAUAUUCUCUGAACAUGUUCGUGGACAAUUACAAGCACAAUACCGACAAAAUCAGCCCCAACCAAAUCAUUUUCGACAAGGACAAUUUCAACCACAACAAUCAUCACAUGGUUCAAAUAACACUCCAAGAGAUGGUGCAAAUGAAAACAGUUCAAAUACUGGUGAUGGAAAUAAUGGUAAGAAAAAAAAUAUUUUGUUGAGUUUUUAA
Meloidogyne enterolobii is the source of this 1084-nucleotide messenger RNA. NCBI's taxonomy places the organism in Eukaryota, Metazoa, Nematoda, Chromadorea, Rhabditida, Meloidogynidae. The record is from the annotation of a GenBank genome assembly.